UUUGAACCUCUGAAAAGGUUAUACAUAACCUCAAAAUUUCAUCAUUUAAAUAUAUAUUUUUUCAACAUGUUUUUUAUUUCUUUUUUAAUUUUAUUAUUAUAAAAGUCAACGGAUGCAAUAUAAAAAUAAUAAGAGUAAUUAUGGAUAUGGAAGUGGAAUUCGAAGGUGAAAAUGUCACACUGAAUGAUCAUAAUAAUCAUAAUACGACGACGAAUGAAAGUAAUAAUCCUGAUGCUAUAAGAAGUUACCUAUAAUACAUUAUUCCCUUUGGUCAUAGACAAUAAAUUGGGUUACCAAAGAUGUUACCGGAAGAUUCGAAAGAGGACUUGCAACAACAAUUUUUAGACCACGUUCAUUCCCUGAAGGAGAAACUAGAUGAGAGUACGGAAAGAAAUGCAAUUUUGGCUGAGCAGUCCCAUAGAGCUCACGCUUAGACUUAGACUUAGACGAUAAGGAUCUGACCCCCGAGGAGUUACGUUAUGCAGUUACGUCAUCCAGGUUGGGGAUAUCUCAAACCUUUCGCUAAAGUUAUCAAAGAGUGGAGUAAACUUUGUCCGGGACUGGAAAUCGCUGUUGUUGAGGCUAUUAACGCGGAAAAAGAAGCUAGUCUCGCACAAGGAACCAGUUUAGUAACUGACGUAAUGUCUGAUGAAGCGUUAUUAAAUGAGUUUAAAUUAAAAUUUAAUUUAGUUGAGCGUCCUAUACCCCCUCAGUUACACGAUGUUUCCUCACAGACUGAUCACAGACCCAUUGCUUCGUCUUCCUCCACUCAGACAUCCCCAUGUGCUGACAUACAGUUACAACCAAGCCCUCCUGCUAGCGGUUCUAUUCUCAAUCUUCCCUUUAUUGAUCUUACUUCACCCGGUUCCGAUAACUCUCCUCCUGUUGUCCAAACCAGGUCACAAUUAAAUACAGGUACUAUUCCAAAAGUUCGCACAAAUUCGACAAACACUUUUGGAACCAACACCUCAGACACCUUUCCGAAUUCCGAGUCAUCUGAUUUUCGACGAACUUGUCGCUCACCCAAACGAUACAACUCUGACGAUGCACCCAUAUUAAAAGAAAAUUUUGUUAGAAAUAAAAAAUCAAAGCCACACCCAGCUGAACCUUCUUGUUCAGAUUCAACUUGCUAGCAUUCCAAAUCACAAAAAUCACCCCCUAAGACCAAUAAACUUAAUAAACAAUAACCUUCACCCAAGAGACGCGAUAGUACCGAUUCAAAUCGUUCUCACUCGAACAAUGAAUAUUAUCGACAGGAUCGCUCGCCCAUCCCAUCCCUAUUGCGAAUUACGGUUGAAGUUCCACACGAAAUAGAUCCGGAAACUAUUAUUUGGCUUCGUAGACAAAGUCGCCACGGUUGUUGGAAUUGUGGUAACCGACGUCACGGUUAUGAAGAAUGGCCUUUUCCGUUGAAAGAAUUUUGUCGCGAAUGCGGAGAACCAGAUGUUAAAACUGUCGAUUGUCGCAAUUGCGAAAUAAACCGACAAAACAUGAAUCACACAUAAUUAUUUGAUUUAUUAAACCUUACAUAGUUUAUUAAUGACAUACAAGUGAAAUUUUUGUUUAGUUUAACAUUAAAAUGUCUAUAUUAUAUUGAAAUGAGUUAAUAGG
Messenger RNA from Leptopilina heterotoma, 1611 nucleotides. RefSeq lists its product as uncharacterized. The transcript is spliced from 2 exons. The record is from RefSeq and is a predicted model, not a curated record. Lineage: Eukaryota; Metazoa; Arthropoda; Insecta; Hymenoptera; Figitidae. The coding region runs from base 480 to 1133 and encodes 217 amino acids.